AUGUCGUCUGCUGUUGAUCUUCCCUCGAUCCAGACUAAACUCUGUCCUUAUUCCACUUCCACCGAACCCUCGCGUCCUCGUCGAUCUGUCUCACCUGACCUAACUUCUCCAUCCAUGACGUUCCAAAACAGGUUCUACUCGAGCUCCUCUGCAUCGUCUUAUCUCUCCACUUACAGCUUGUCCUCAGACCGCUCACUGCCCACCUCGCCUGGCCCUGCUACGCCCUGUGACAUGACGAGUCAAUCCCCUUCGUUCUCACACGAAUCGAUCUACAAGCCUUCAUUGUACAACUCGCAGCAUAAACACCCCCUCUUUUCUUCAUAUACUUCUUCUCCAUCCCCUCCUUUGAUUUCUUCUCCUCAGCGAUAUACAACUUCUCUUUCUCCCAUUUCUUCCUUCCGUCAUCGCCCCCACCAAUCUUAUCAUCAUUCUCACCAGCAACAGAAGCGGUAUUCUCAAGCCAGCUGUCAAGAGCGCCCUUUCCCAUCAUCUUCCCGAGACCUUCCAAAUCCAUCUUGCCCUAGAGACAUGCUGCCUAACCGCCCGCUUCAUGGCCAUAGUGAUUAUCGCCUUUCUUACCAUCAUCAUCCACAGCACCAAGGAUACCAACAACGAUUAUCCUACAGCACCAGUGCCAAUAACAGCAGCAACAACCAUCAUCAAAUCGACCACUUUCAAGUAUUAUUGCCCCCUGGAGCUUCCUAUAAUCCUUCAUUAACACACCACACUGCUGCUCGUACCAUGAUAACCACCCUCAAGGAGGAAGAGCAAGAGCCAUCAGUACAUAUGCGAUCUAUUACCCCACCAUGCAUGGCGAGAUCGAGCCAUGAUCACUCUACGGUAUCCUCAGCUGAGGACGACCGAAGCGACUAUUAUCCCUCAAUAUCGCGCUCCCCUUCAUUCUCUCGGGAUUCAUCGCCUACUGUGUCCUCUGAUAGUAUUGGAUCAAUGUCAGAAGCUUCUGCAUCCAUGAUCUCUUUGAUCUCAUCGUCCUCUUCCUCUUCCACUUCCACUCCUAUGGUCCCAAUCUCUACUACCACCCAGUCACUACUGUGCCCCGUCUGCAGCCGUGCCUUCAAGCCUAGCAAGAAUCAAAACUGUAAUUUAAGAAGACACUUGAAGAACGUCCACAACAUGUCGCCUACUAUCCACCCAAGGAAGUGCAAGUGGGACUCUUUACCCGACGGUCGCGUGAAGGAUGAUAAGGACCGAAAAGAGCGUACUCGUAAGAGCAAGCGGCUUUGGGCGCGCAAGUUUCGUCUGCGACGCAAAGUCGAAGAAGCUGCUGUGGUCCUCAGUAUGCUUAGCCAAGCUGUUUAG
Molecule: messenger RNA, 1320 nt
Organism: Lobosporangium transversale
Lineage: Eukaryota; Fungi; Mortierellomycota; Mortierellomycetes; Mortierellales; Mortierellaceae
Exons: 1
Coding region: 1-1320 (439 amino acids)
Source: RefSeq, a predicted model, not a curated record